UGGCCAAAGUUCUGUCGUAAAUCGACGAGGAGGGGCUUCAACGCAGGCUAUUUCCGUUGUAUGUUAUUUGACAGUCGGUGACGAUAGACUGAGAACACCAGCUCAGUGGCCGUUGAUGGACCAUACCUAUGAAGAAACAGGGUUACAAUGGGACAGAGUACCUCGGAACAAGAGGUCCAAGGGGACGUCACCAGCGAGGACGGUUUUGAUAACAUCAAGACACUCGUGGAGGAGGAACUACAGACGAGCAUGAUGGUGGGGAUGGUGAUCGGUGCAGGCAUCGCCAUAGUCCUCAUUGCCAUCCUCAUCUUCUUCAUCUUGCGGAGGAUCCAGCUUCGAAACCUAGAAGCUCUGGAAGCCCCCAAAUACCGCUUCCGCAAGAGGGACAAAGUCAUGUUCUACGGGAGAAAGAUCAUGCGCAAAGUCUCGCAGUCUACCUCUUCCCUGGUGGGUACAUCCUCUUCGUCCCGGCAGCGCCUGAAGAAGAAGCAGAAGAUGCUUAACAUUGCCAAAAAGAUCCUGCGCUUUAAGAAGGAGGUGCCCAUCCUACAGGCCAAGGAGCCCCCUCCCUCGGUGCUGGAGGCUGACCUCACCGCGUUUGAUGUGGCCAACUCCCACCUCCCCUCUGAGGUGCUCUACAUGCUCAAAAAUGUCCGUGUGCUGGGUCACUUUGAGAAGCCCCUCUUCCUGGAGCUGUGUAAACACAUGGUGUCCGUGCAGUUCCAACAAGGGGAGUACGUCUUCAAGCCGGGCCAGCCCGACAGCAGCAUCUACGUGGUUCAGGGUGGAAAACUAGAAUUGUGCCUUACUGGAUCGGAUGGCAAAGAAAGUGUUGUGAAGGAGGUUUACCCCGGAGACAGUGUCCACAGCCUCCUCAGCAUCCUGGAUGUCAUCACAGGCCACCAGAAGCCUUACAGAACUGUGUCGGCUCGGGCUGCGGAGGUUUCCACUGUUCUCCGUUUACCGGUAGAGGCUUUCCUCGCUAUAUUUGAGAAGUACCCUGAGAGCCUGGUGCGGGUGGUGCAAAUCAUCAUGGUUCGUCUCCAAAGAGUCACCGUCUUAGCCCUGCACAACUAUCUGGGUCUCACUAAUGAGCUCUUCAGCCAUGAAAUGCAGCCCUCGCGUCUGCCACCUCCGUCUCCUCACCCGAUUCGCACCAGUCCCAUCCGGCAUGGUAAGCGCUUUGGCAGCCUGACCGUAACUGAGGAGCAUCGGGAAGCCGCCAUUCGGGGUGAAGCUGCAGGAGGGGAACAAGCGAAGGAUGGAACAACCGUGCCAACUCUUAGCCGGACCAUCUCGAUGCCUGUGGACAUUGCUGGUAUACAGAAAAGCCUGAGAUCGGACUUUGACAUGGCAUACGAAAGGGGGCGGAUAUCUGUGUCUGCAGAGGAGGGCAACACCCCUCCUUCGUUUACUCGGUCUGCGUCCCAGGACCAGAGGGAGAGGAAGGUGACUGUAGAUGAGGUUCCCUCAGGGAUCUUUCUGUACCCAGAGGAAGAGUCGGGAGUGGACAAUAUGUUUACACCUGUAUCCAGUCGCUCCAAUGCUGCUUUGUUUGAGGAAGCUCAGAAAGAGAUUCUUAAACUGAUGAAGAUUGAGGACUCAUCCUUGUUAAAUGGGAAAGUGACUCUGCACCACGCAAAAGCAGGAGCGGUCUUAGCCAGCCAGGGAGACCAGGACGUGAGUCUGCACUUUGUCAUGUCUGGUUGUCUCCACGUCUACCAGCGGAUGAUUGACAAAAAGGAAGCCGUCUGCUUGUUUGUGACCCACCCGGGGGAGAUGGUGGGUCAGCUCGCUGUGCUCACUGGAGAACCCCUCAUCUUCACCAUCAAGGCCAUUCGCGACUGCACUUACCUCAAGAUCUCAAAGUCAAACUUCUACGAGAUCAUGAGGGAGCAGCCCAGUGUGGUGCUGAGUGCGGCUCACACAGUGGCCAUCCGCAUGUCUCCGUUCGUCAGGCAGAUGGACUUUGCCAUUGAUUGGAUGGCCGUGGAGGCUGGCCGAGCCCUCUACAGACAGGACGACCAGUCAGACUGCACAUACAUUGUUCUGAACGGACGUCUGCGCUCAGUCAUCCGCAAGACCAACGGAAAGAAAGAGCUUGUCGGGGAAUACGGCAGAGGAGACCUCAUUGGAGUGGUGGAGGCUCUGACCAGACAGCCAAGAGCCACCACUGUCCACGCUGUGAGAGACACAGAGCUCGUCAAACUGCCCGAGGGGACGCUCAACAACAUCAAAAGACGAUAUCCCCAGGUUGUGACGAGGUUGAUCCACCUGUUAGGACAGAAGAUCCUGGGGAACCUUCAGCAGGGUCGAGGGCCCUUCUCAGGUUCAGCCCUGAGUCUGCCCACCAUGACGCCCAGUGCUGAUGUCACCAACCCCGCCAGCAACCUCUCCACUGUGGCUGUCCUGCCUGUGUGUGACGAUGUGCCCAUCAAUGCAUUCAACCUGGAGCUCAGCCAUGCCCUCAGUGCCAUCGGCCCCACUCUGCUAUUGACCAGCGAAAUAAUCAGAGAGCGGCUGGGCGCGUCAGCUUUGGACAGUAUCCAUGAGUACCGUCUCUCCGGCUGGCUGGCCCAGCAGGAGGACAUCAACCGGAUCGUCCUCUACCAGACUGACAACAGCAUGACCCCGUGGACUCAGCGCUGCAUCCGGCAAGCUGACUGCAUCCUCAUUGUCGGCUUGGGCGACCAGGAACCCACCCUGGGAGAGUUGGAGCAGAUGCUGGAGAACACAGCAGUUCGGGCACUGAAGCAGCUGGUCCUCCUGCACAGAGAGGAUGGGCCGGGCCCCUCCAGGACGGUUGAGUGGCUCAACAUGCGAAGCUGGUGCUCGGGUCAUCUGCACCUCAAGUGUCCCCGCAGGGUCUUUUCCAGGCGCAGCCAGAGUAAAAUAAGGGAGGUGUAUGAGAAGGUGUUUGAGAAAACGGCCGACCGGCACAGCGAUUUCUCUCGGCUGGCCCGAGUCCUGACUGGAAACAGCAUCGCAGUGGUGCUGGGAGGAGGGGGGGCCAGAGGCUGCUCACAUGUGGGAGUGAUCAAAGCAAUGGAGGAAGCAGGGAUUCCUAUUGACAUAGUGGGCGGGACCUCAAUCGGCUCAUUCAUUGGAGCGCUGUACGCUGAGGAGAGGAGUGCCGUCAGAACCAAACAGAGAGCCAGAGAGUGGUCCAAGGCAAUGAACUCUGUAUUCAAAACCGUCCUGGACCUCACCUAUCCCAUCACCUCCAUGUUCUCCGGUUCUGCCUUUAACACCAGCAUCUACAAAGUGUUCCAGGACAAGCAAGCCGAGGACCUGUGGCUGCCGUACUUCAACGUCACCACUGACAUCACGGCCUCAGCCAUGCGUGUUCACCAGGACGGUUGCGUCUGGCGAUACGUUAGAGCCAGCGCCUCCUACACCCCCUAUUUACCUCCCCUGUGCGACCCCAAGGAUGGCCACUUGCUUGUGGACGGUUGCUAUGUAAACAAUGUCCCAGCGGACAUCGCAAGGAACAUGGGGGCCAGAAAAGUAAUCGCCAUCGACGUGGGAAGCCAAGAUGAGACCGACCUCUGUAACUACGGCGACUCCCUCUCUGGCUGGUGGUUGCUGUGGAAACGAAUAAAUCCAUGGGCGGAGAAAGUAAAGGUGCCAGACAUGGCUGAGAUCCAGUCUCGGCUGGCCUACGUGUCUUGUGUGCGGCAGUUAGAGGUGGUAAAGAAGAGUGCCUACUGCGAGUACAUCCGACCGCCCAUCGACCGCUUCAAGACAAUGGACUUUGGAAAGUUCGACGAAAUCUAUGAUGUGGGCUACCAGCACGGAAAGCUGCUGUUUACUGGCUGGGCCCGAGGUGACAUUAUCGAGAACAUGCUGAGGGACCACCGCUCAGCCGACUACAACGACAGCAAGAGAACUGAUAUCUGCACGUGUCCAGGAGCUGACUUCACUGACCUGGCAGAGAUUGUGUCCAGGAUAGAGCCGGUCCAAACCUACGUAGCUGCAGAGGCAGAGGAGUCAGACUGUCUGACGGAGUAUGAGGAAGAUGGGAUGGACACUGUGAGAGAAGAGGACGGGGAGGAGGAAGAGGAAGAGGACCUUGAGGACCACUCCCCUGGAGAAUGGGGCCAGAAUGGAGUCUUUCAGACCGACGAGGACAAAUCAGUGAGACAACGCAGGAAACUCGCCAGUGACUCCAACACCUCCGAGGUGUCUGACUGCUGACAGAGGGCCAUGGAGGACCAGAUGGAGUCCUAACGAGACCGAGGGACAAAUUACGGGUCCAUAAACUGUCAAGGCCAGAGACUUGGACACCACGCUCUACUUCUACGACUUGUGAAACACUGAGAUACGUUUUUUGUUUUUUUUCCAGGAAGUCGUUCAUGCUCAAACAUGUUGAAACUUCUUUAGAUCAAGUGGCUUCCACUUUGCUCUCACAUUGGCUUCAUCUGUUCACAUUUUGACUCUAACGUCAUAUGAUACCUAAUGAAUAGGUCCGGCCCUGAAAAGAACAGUCUUCCCCGCCCAGCGCUUUCUCAUAUCACUUUAGCACUAAACCCAUAACCAGAAUCCCUGCCUGCCAACUCCUAAACCUGCCAAAAACAGGGACUCACACAGUAACAAACACUACAAAACCGGGGCACUUAAAACUUCCAAUUCAAUCAUCUUUCCCUUGUUUCUCAGUUAUAAAUGGCCAUAAAGACCCCCGUCUGUUUGUGUCUAAUGUCGGUACAUUGUCACUUCAAAGUCGUUAUCGAGAAUUUAACGUAUUACGAGGUCCUUUCAUUUCUUGUCUGCGUGUUCAGAUGACUUUGUAUAUUUUGCCUGUGUUAGGAUGACUGUUUGCUGUGAUCUGUUGAAAUGAUACAAGGACACCGAAGAGAAAAGUAAAAUAUGCACACAAUAGCGUUGUUGUUAGAAAAAGGUGUCCAAAUUAGUGUGGAGGGAGGUGACGCUGUGGGUGGAGUAUAUGCUCAUGUUGAAUGAUUAGAGCAGAACGAGGAUCAAUUCAAAUUAGGGGACUUUAGUUAGACUUUAAAUGAAGUAAGGAGAUAAAAGUGGGGCACGGAUGAAGAGAGAUGGACCCGUGAAGUUUUAUUUUAAUCAAAUAUAUUCUCAAAGUUCACUCCAAAUAGAGUAGAGGGCGCUUGAUGCACUGUGAGGAGACUGAACUGAACACCGUAUGAGGAUAAAUUUGUAAAGAAAUUUAAGGAUGAAUGAGAUGGUUUCUUUGAGUGGAUGCGUGUUCGUGUUUGAAAUGUAGAGUCUCGCUGUCAUGUUUGAGAUGAUGCCGGAUAAAGACGUUGCCUUUUCAACCGAUGUUUGAUCCGCUCACUACUCCGUGAGCCCUCAUUUCACUGGCAGUACUUCGCAGCCCUGCGUGGGCCGGCCUCUGGCUCCAGGUCUCUGCGCAGAGUGAACAACAUGGGGAGUGUGACAUUGCGAAUGAGACCGAACUGGGAUAAAAAAAAACCUACAUGGAGCCAUCGAGUGAUUGUCUGAUACUACGCAGAAACCCUGAGUACUCCAUAACUUCACCUAUCUAUUAACACUUGAGUAACAUGGACCUUGCCUAGAUUGUAACUAGAGUAUAUGAUAAUAUACUCAAUGUUGAUAUUCAUAUAUGUAUAUGAGGUGGAGCUUUUUAAGUUGACGCUUUGCUGCAAAACAAUGGAACCUACACCUGAACAUAGAAUGGUUUUCUUCUCUUAAAAUGUU
This is a messenger RNA of Gasterosteus aculeatus aculeatus (three-spined stickleback), 5691 nucleotides long. It is a transcript of the gene pnpla6, whose product is annotated as patatin-like phospholipase domain containing 6. Gene Ontology annotation, molecular function: phosphatidylcholine lysophospholipase A1 activity. The record is from RefSeq and is a predicted model, not a curated record. Lineage: Eukaryota; Metazoa; Chordata; Actinopteri; Perciformes; Gasterosteidae. Gene Ontology annotation, cellular component: endoplasmic reticulum. Gene Ontology annotation, biological process: phosphatidylcholine metabolic process.